GUUCAAAGAGAGGGAAAGAGAGAAAAGAAAGUCAUUUUAGAGACUGAGGCAGAGCCAUUUGCGGUUUCUCACCAUGAUCAGGCUCUUUGUCCUGUUUUUGCCUCUGGUCGCCUCUCAGUCCAUUUCGGGGUGGGUGGAGUCCCCCGGUUACCCCAGAGGUUACCCAGAUGAGGCCAAGUUUGACUGGAAGAGGUGUGCCCCUUCUGGCCACACCCUCUCUCUCACUCUGAUACACCUGGACAUGGAGGACAGUGAUGAGUGUCAGAAUGAUGCACUGGAGAUCUCGAACGAUGAAGGGAAGCUUGUCUCCUUGUGUGGUCAGAAGUCAUAUGAGGAGCUCCAGUCAUCAGUUAAUCCUUCCCUCCGAUCCUCUCCCUCUGGCUGUCUUAUGCUUUCGUUCCACUCAGAUUACUCCAACACCCAGAGGCACAGCGGCUUCAGGGCCUUUUACACUGUGCAAGAUGUGGAUGAGUGUGCGGAUUUAGACAAUAGAUGUACUCAGUUCUGCGGCAACUACAUUGGGGGAUACCGCUGUUUUUGCCGACCAGGCUACUACCUGGACACAGAUGACCACACCUGCACAGUGAACUGCUCUGUGAACCUGUCGGGCUCAACUUUGGGUACAGUGUCCAGCCCGGGUUGGCCUGACUCAUAUGCAGAGUAUGCCCAGUGCUCCUACACACUGUCAGUGGAUGAUGGCCUCCAGCUGGUCCUGGAAUUCACAGGGAACUUUGACAUACAGGAAGGGGAGGAGGGGGAAUGCAUUGACUCCUUGAAGGUUAAAACCCCCUCCCGUGAAUUUGGGCCCUUCUGUGGCCAGAAACCUCCUCCAUCUCCUCUUCUCACUGGAUCUCAUCAGGUCACGAUUCUCUUCAGCACAGACGGAACUGGAACCAACACCGGGUUCACAAUCACUUACAAAACCACAGCAAAGACGUGUCCCAGCAUAGUGACAUCCAACUCGAGCCUAACUCCCCAGCUUCCACAGUAUCGCUAUGGCGAUAAAGUCAAUGUGAUGUGUGACCUUGGGUAUGCCCUUGACACUUCUCAAGUAGGCAAUGAGAUCCUAAGCCACAAAGAGUUUGUGUCUUGGUGUCAGAGGACUGGGGUCUGGAGUCCUGUCUUUCACUGUGAACCUGUGGACUGUGGAAAUCCUGAUGUUCCUGUGGGUGGACCCCUCCAGCUGGUGAAUCAUAACCCUAGCACGACGUACAAGGAUGAAAUUCGAUUCCAGUGUGAAUCUAAGUACUACAGAUUGGAUCGAGAUGAAAAGUAUUUCUGUGAUGCUGAGGGAAACUGGAGGUCUGAGAGUGGUCAUGCUACGUUCCCUAAAUGUGAGACAGUGUGUGGAAAGACAGAGAAUGAGAUCUCCAGCUUCUCCAGGAUUUUGGGGGGCCAAGAAGCACAACCGGGCGAAAUUCCCUGGCAGCUAUGGUUCUAUUCACGCAGAGGAGGAGGAUCUCUGAUCAAUGACCGCUGGGCUGUCACAGCUGCUCAUGUGGUGGAUGGAUAUGAAGAAAGUACUUUGCGUAUUUAUGGGGGUUUGGUGCAAGCGAAGGGAGCGUACGGCAUUGAGCAACGGGGGGUGAAGCCUGAGGACGCAAUGAAGACUAAUCCUGGCCUGGUAGUGUUGUAUUCUCAGAAGAUCCUUAUUCACCCCCAGUACCAGAGGGGCCUAACUGAUGUGGAACGCUUGAACUUUGACAAUGACAUCGCUCUGAUAAAACUGAAAUCCAGGGUUAAUCUGGGUCCCACCAUACUUCCCAUUUGCCUACCAGAAAAGAAGGAAGGGCUAUCAAUGGAAAAUAAGGUGGGCACAGUUUCAGGCUGGGGGUUAAAUGAAGGUGGUGUACUAAGUAGGAAAUUGCUUCAUACAAAUAUUGUUGGUUACCCCCACAGUGAUUGUUCUGAUACUCCUACACAUCUGAGCAAACUCAUGAAAAUGAUUUUCACUGAGAACAUGUUCUGUGCCGGGGAACAAGGACACGACAGCUGCAAGGGUGACAGUGGAGGGCCCUUUUUCAUUCCCAGGCUUGGUUCAGGUAACAAGGAGAGCAAAGGGCCAUAUCGCCUGUAUGGCAUCGUGUCCUGGGGUGCAGAAUGUAAGGAUAAGGGCUACUACACCAAAGUGGAGAACUACCUGGACUGGAUUAAGGAGACGAUUGAGAAGGAAGAGAGUGAGGAGUGAAGACAUUAAAGAGCACCUUUUUCAGCUACUAUCAAUGAACAUGUUUAUGCCAUUAGAGCAUAAUUAUAAUGGUAUAAUUAUACUUAUAUUAAUUAUAAGUUUCCUGUGUAAUGUACAUGUCAUAAAAUAUGGAAACACAGGAGUAAUAUUUGAAUUGUUGCAAUAUUUUACCAGAGAUAGACAGGUACGGUGUAGACUAAAAUCAUAUUUGGAGGUUGAUUGUGUUGAAGAUCAUGGAGCAGGAUUCAGGUUUAAUUAUGCAUAAUUGGGUGUGAGAUUGUCCAUUAAAUUAAGAUUCACAUUUUACUUGGAGCAUGGAUAGAGCCGUUUUCACUCUUAAAUGAAAAUGAGAAAAAACCAUCAUGGUUGUAAGCAAGAGGGAGGCUGAUUGUACUGAGACCUCAUCAGUUAAAUAAGGACUUACAUUUUUCUUGGAGUCAGGAUAGUAAUUUUCAAUCAGCAUCUAAAAAUAAGAUGAAUAGAAUCUAAUCAGAAUGAGUCAGAAAAAGAAAUUAUUUCAUGAAGAGUAAGGGUUGUGAGUCAUAUGAAAAUUAAAUUAUGUUAUGGUCUGUUUCACCAAUGGAUAACUUUACAAUUAUUGUUUAUAGUAGCUUUCAUUUGGGCUGGAGUGAUAAUUGAAAUAGCUGAAAAUGGCAGUGUUGUAUAAUAACAUGUAUGUUGUCUCCAGACUCAAUAUCAUGCUAUUUCUUACUUGUGGAACACCGUGAAAUGAUUGCAAUGAAAAAGAACUGUCUAGAUAUUGUAAUAUGAGCAGUAAAACACAUAAUAACUGUAAAAUCAUUAUCACUGACAAUUGUUUCAACUUC
Megalops cyprinoides (Indo-Pacific tarpon) is the source of this 3015-nucleotide messenger RNA. RefSeq names its product complement component 1, s subcomponent .2 (gene c1s.2). The transcript is spliced from 11 exons. Gene Ontology annotation, biological process: proteolysis; complement activation. Bases 74 to 2188 code for a protein of 704 amino acids. Gene Ontology annotation, molecular function: calcium ion binding; serine-type endopeptidase activity. NCBI's taxonomy places the organism in Eukaryota, Metazoa, Chordata, Actinopteri, Elopiformes, Megalopidae. Gene Ontology annotation, cellular component: extracellular region. The record is from RefSeq and is a predicted model, not a curated record.